UUGAAAUGGUGGAGUUUGUUACUCAAGUUUGUCUGCUUUUAAGGAGGCUGGAGGAUCCUGCCCCCGUCCGACAGGGCCAAUCACAGAGGAGCGGCUUUAUUGCGCCGUGAGGUGUCUGUGAUCGUGUCACUGCUGUGGCUGAACCCACGGAGACCAGGUGGAGUGGGUCAGACAGAGGGCAUCUCAUUCUCCUGCAAAAGCAACAUCUGCAAAAAUAAGAAAAUCUUUUGAUUUUUAUUUUUUACUUUGAUGAAGUGAAGUUUUGGUUUAGAUGGAGAAAUCGAAAAACUUCUGCAUCGAUGCGCUCCUGGCGCGUGACUCCGGGCACCAGACAGUGAGCGGCGGCGCGCUCCCGGGGGCCUUUCCCAGCGGGGGCCCCAGCACUGCUCCUGUUCAGAGCCACAGAAGAGAACCGUCUCCCCCUCCUCCGAACUCUACGUGCAGUUCGUCCGCCACCCCCAGACUCCUGUCCAAACCCAGCCUCCUCAGCCUGUCGGGCUUCGCUGCGCUGCAGCAGGCGGGUCUCAUCGGAGUCCACGCGCUGUAUCCUCUGGGGCCCCCCGCCUUCCUGCCGUCUGCAUGGGCGCAGCUGGCUCAGCAGCAUCCAGGCCAGAUGAAGGGGAUCCCCGUAUCCAAGAUGUCCCACCUGGAGCCGUGGAUCGGAGGGGGCACCGGAACAACCGGACUUGGGGAGUAUGGAGCCCCCAGUCAGGCAGCUCUUCUGGGGAAGUGUCGGAGGCCGAGGACUGCUUUCACCAGUCAGCAGCUGCUGGAGCUGGAGAACCAGUUCAAGGUCAACAAGUACCUGUCCAGACCCAAACGCUUCGAGGUGGCCACGUCGCUCAUGCUGACAGAGACACAGGUUAAGAUCUGGUUCCAGAACAGACGCAUGAAGUGGAAAAGAAGCCGUAAAUCCAAGGAACACCUCGCUUCAACCCACCCUGACACAGGAAGAACCAACGCAGAAAACCACAGGCUCAAACCGGAUCUCGACUCUCUUUGCUCGAGUCCGGGAGAGGAAGAGGAGAUGGGAGCAGACGAUGAAGAUUACACAGAGGAGACAGAGUUGCUGAGGAAAGACUCUUUGAGUAUCACAGCUUUCACAAGAGGAGGAAUGGAGGACUACGUGAACUGUCACCCGAAGGACGCAGCCCUGGGAAAAACCAAUCCAGUCUUUGUAUAGUUGUAACCGUUAGCAUCUGCUUGCAGUACACAAAGUAUCAUUAGGCGCUCCAUGAGGUGACAUGAAGAGGAAAUUAAUCUUCAGGUAGAGCAGGAAGUGUUGACAUCUGCACAGGGUGAUGGUGCUGUUUGCCUGGAUAUUUAAUGGUUCUAUAAUAAUCCAUUCAGGCCUUAUAACUAGAAAAUCAAACUCAGCCACUUUAGUGGGCACAGCUGUACAAUCUAAUAAAAGACAGUUCAGGAGUUUUUUAGGAUAAUAAAACAUCAUAUUAGGUUUAUUUUUGAAUUAUAAAGGUUGCAUUUGUAUUGCAAACAUAGUGUCAAUCUUAUUUAUUGUUUAGAUUUAAGUAUCCCUCGUAUAAAAGCAAAUGCUGAUUUGUCAUGUUGUUUUAAUUAAAUGUGUUUUACCUGCAGAAAAACAUUUAGAUCUGCAAUUGUCUCAGGUGUAAGAUCUUCUCUUGCAACCACACAACAAAAUUAUAAAUAAAGAUGUCAAUUGAAGGGGGAUUUUAAAAAUGGACGUUUUCUAGUCUUCUAUAAGCAUGUUUCAAAAUGUAUAUAAUGAUAAAUGAGUAUUGGUUCAUUUAAAACUACUAAAGUAAAAAAUAAAUAUUUAAAAACAAUUUCUAUAUUUUUUUUUGUAUUGCACUUUUUAUUAAAAUGUUACAGGUAAUAUAGUAAAAUGGACAGAAACAGUUGAAUGAUUAAAUUUGUGGUAAAAAGAACAACAUAUGUCAGGGUAAAAAUACGUUUGUUUAACUAAACAUAUAAAAACCAAAAGGUUUUAACAAACCAGGUAAGUUCCCCUUUGAGGGGGCAAUAAAGUUUUUUCUAUUGUGUUCUAAACUAGAAACAAACUACCAUUAUCUAUUCAUUUCUUAUUUAUCAUAUUUUGCUUUAACUAUUCAUUUGUUGUUGCUCAAAUGUUUCUGUUGUAAUAAAAAAACAAACUCCUACAAUAAUUUGUAUUAUAUCUCUCUUAAUGUGAAACUUUUUUUUAUGUUUUGAGUUGAAAAGAGUGAUGUUUUGUCACCAGUGUCAAAAUAUAUUGUUUUGUAAAAAAUAGUUUUACUAGUUAAAAAAAUGCAUUAAUUUGCAUUUCAAAUGUAUGGUUAGAAAAUGAUUAAAGUGACUUUAAAACGUA
Molecule: messenger RNA, 2326 nt
Organism: Oryzias latipes (Japanese medaka)
Lineage: Eukaryota; Metazoa; Chordata; Actinopteri; Beloniformes; Adrianichthyidae
Biological process (GO): regulation of DNA-templated transcription; neuron projection morphogenesis; central nervous system development
Cellular component (GO): nucleus
Molecular function (GO): DNA-binding transcription factor activity, RNA polymerase II-specific; sequence-specific double-stranded DNA binding
Source: RefSeq, a predicted model, not a curated record